Messenger RNA from Sinocyclocheilus anshuiensis, 749 nucleotides. It is a transcript of the gene phox2a, whose product is annotated as paired like homeobox 2A. The record is from RefSeq and is a predicted model, not a curated record. Gene Ontology annotation, molecular function: RNA polymerase II transcription regulatory region sequence-specific DNA binding; DNA-binding transcription factor activity, RNA polymerase II-specific. Gene Ontology annotation, biological process: regulation of transcription by RNA polymerase II. The transcript has 4 exons. Bases 18 to 749 code for a protein of 243 amino acids. Lineage: Eukaryota; Metazoa; Chordata; Actinopteri; Cypriniformes; Cyprinidae.
CUCCGUCCGCUCUCCACAUGUACAAAAUGGAUUACUCGUAUCUGAACACGUAUGACUCGUGCAUGGCGGCGAUGGAGGCGUCGGCGUACGCGGACUUUAACUCGUGCAGUCAGGCGAACACGUUCCAGUACAACCCGAUCCGGACCGGCUUCAGCUCCGGCCCGGGAUGCGCUCCGCUCGGUUCCGCCAGCUGCACUCUGGGCGCGCUGAGAGAGCACCAGCCCGCGCCCUACAGCACAGUUCCCUACAAGUUCUUCUCGGACCCCUCCGGUCUGAACGAGAAGCGCAAGCAGCGGCGGAUCCGCACGACCUUCACGAGCUCUCAGCUGAAGGAGCUGGAGCGUGUGUUCGCGGAGACGCAUUACCCAGACAUCUACACGCGCGAGGAGCUGGCGCUGAAGAUCGACCUGACCGAGGCGCGAGUGCAGGUUUGGUUCCAGAACCGACGCGCCAAGUUUCGUAAACAAGAACGCGCCGCCAACUCCAAAGGAUGGAGCAAACUGAGACAGACUCAAUCCAGAAGAACUGAUGCUUCAAGAAACCUACUGCAAAGCUCCUCUAUGAUUAUUCUACUUAAAGAGACGACCUGCAGCCCGACGCCCGACAGCACAGCGUCUCUGCCCGGCUCCGGGAACAUGGGCAGCCCCGGGGCCAGCAGCCUCAGCCCCAGCCCGGUCUCGGGCUCCUCGGCCGCCUUCUCCAACGCCUCCAUCUCGCCCUCCAUCCACCAGGGCCUCAAGAGCUUUUAA